This is a messenger RNA of Sus scrofa (pig), 6782 nucleotides long. The record is from RefSeq and is a predicted model, not a curated record. Lineage: Eukaryota; Metazoa; Chordata; Mammalia; Artiodactyla; Suidae.
GAGCCUGGGUCUGGUCAAGUGUGAGAAAUAGAACAAGAUGAUGGCCAAAGGUCAACAAAGACCCACAAGAACUGUGCUGUGUAAGUGAUUUAAAUCACCUCUCUGGUGUGCUAACUCAGGAGGCGGCCCACACCCACACUCCUCUUUUAGGAGUGUAUUACUACUUUGCUUCUGACUUAAAUAAAUUACUCCUCUGUGUGCUCUUCCCCAUGUCUUACUGUGACUCUUAACAAUAGGCUUCGUACUGGUUUUUUCUGUCCUUGCCUCCUUGAAAAAGUAUUGCUUUCAACAGAGGGCAAGAAUCAGAGAAAUUCUGCUCCCAGCCUCUCCCUGGUCUAUCAGCUAGGAUUCCUGGUUUUCAUUCAGGCUGCCCAGAUUCAAUUCCUAAACAGAGAUUCUUAACUGAUAUAGCUUUAAGCCAUCACUCACUGUUAUCUCUCUGAGAUCAGUUCGCCCUGUCACCUCAAUGCUUUGAUAGAUCUACGCAGAGCGCUUGAUUUUAGGUUUGUUUGAUGUUUAUAGUGGAUGGGAAUCACCUUCUAAGCGCCUUAACUAACUGUGAAGCCUUAUGAUUCAUUGCAGGGUCUGUGGAAAAGCCAGUUCCCUGCCGCUGCCGGCACAAGCUCAGCUCCAAGAUCCGCCCUCUAACCUACGGUGACACAGGCCCGGGAGGGUGUGGCCUUGCGAACUGUCCAAUCAGGGGACUCGCGGGUUAAGAACACCUUCCUUGUGCGCGCGUGCGUGUGUGGGUGGAGCGGGCUGCCACCAACUGGCUGUAGCGGCCGGAAGCCAAACUGGGUCCACUUAACUGCCUCAGAUGAGUCUGUCACCUCCUCUGUCAUUGUGACCCGCGCUUGCCGGCUGGGAGUCGUGGUGGUGGACGACCUGGAACCGGAGAAACGGAAACAUGGCCUCUUGGAAUCUCAUGUUUGGUGAUGAAAAUAGAAGAGAAACCCUCUAGUUCCUCGUCAUGGUUUUAUUCACUGGGACCUCAUGGAGUGCUGUGAACAGUAGGUAAUAAGGACAGAGAGCAAAGGUUUUCUCACAAGGAAUGGGUGAAAACCAUAACGUGUGUUUCAUUUAUAGGCAUUGGGUCAUUUUCCAACAUACUCUGGACCCUGCCAUUAGAGAGCAAUAGCAUGUAAUGUGCUCACAAUGAAGAUGUAUAUAAAUCACAUCUGCGUAUUCAUGAUGCUGUAGGUUUAUGAGGAAGUCAGUGUGGACAGAGAGUUGGUUUCUGAUGAUCAAGUCAUGGAAUCGAGGUUUGGCGAUGACAGAAUCAGACAUCGCCUUUCUAUCCGUAGACUAUAGUCUGGCAAUGUCAGGCUCACACAUCCUACCGUAUCCACAUUUGGCUAUUUUAGGACUCAGUGGUUUUUGAGGAUGUGGCCGUGAACUUCACCCUGGAGGAGUGGGCCUUACUGGAUCUUUCCCAGAAGAAACUCUAUAGAGAUGUGAUGCGAGAGACCUUGAGGAACCUGGCCUUAGUAGGGAGAAAAUGGGAAGGUCAUGCCAUUGAAGAUGAGUACAAAAAUCCGGGGAGGAAACCAAGAAAUCUUGUGGUAAGAAGACUCUGUGAAAAUAGAGAGGGUAGUCCACCUGGAGAAAACUUGAGCCUUAUUCCAAGUCUCAGUUUGAAUCAGAAAACUCCUGGGGUGAAACCACAUCCAUGCAGUGCUUGUGGAAAGGGCUUCAUGCAUCGUUCAUCCCUUAACAGACACAUUAAAUGUCACACUGAACCAAAACCAGAUGAGUGUUGGAAAUAUGGAGAGAAGCCAUAUACAUGUAAGGAAGAUGGGACAGCCUUCAGUUAUCUCCAGGUUUCUGAAAAACAUGAGGGAAAUCACAGUGGAAAGGAAAUCUAUACGUGUACAGAGGGCGGAAGAGCCUUCAUGUGCCUCAGAGGUUUCCAGAGACACAAGGUAAUGCACACUGGAAAUGUUCCUCAUAGAUGUAAGGAAUGUGGCAAAACCUUUACUUCCUCAGAUUCUCUUCAAAUACACGAAAGAACCCACACCAGAGAAAAAUCCUAUCCGUGUAUACAGUGUGGAAGAACCUAUAGAUCCCAUCACAAUUUUCAAGCACAUUUAAGGACUCACAUAGAAAGGAAACCAUUUGAAUGUAAAAAAUGUUGUAAAGUUUUCAUUUGUCCUCGUUCCCUUUGGAAGCAUGAAAGAAUUCAUAGUGAGGAGAAACCCUAUACAUGUAGAGAAUGUGGUAAAGCUUUCCAUUCUCUUGUAGACUUCCAAGUACAUGAAAGAAGUCACACUGGAGAAAAACCCUACAGAUGUGAAAAAUGUAGUAAAGCCUUCAGUCGUCCCAGUUAUCUUCGAAAACAUGAAAGAAGUCACAUCAAAGAGAAAAACUAUUACUGUAAACAUUGUGGAAAAGCCUUCAGAGAUUACCAGUUCUUACAAAUACAUGGAAGAACUCAUACUGGAGAGAAACCCUAUGAAUGUAAACAGUGUGGUAAAGCCUUCAGUUACUUUUCUUCCUUAAAAAUACAUGUAAGGACUCAUACUGGAGAGAGACCCUAUAAAUGUACAGAAUGUGGAAAAGCUUACAGAUACUACAAUUCUUUUCAAACACAUCAAAGUAUUCACACAGGAGAAAAACCAUAUGAAUGUAAGCAGUGUGGUAAAGCUUUGACUUCUCAGAGAGGCUUCCAAAUGCAUGUAAGAAAUCAUACUGGAGAAAAACCGUAUGAAUGUAGAAAAUGUCAUAAAACCUUCAGUUGUCCCAGUUAUCUUCGAAAACAUGAGAGAAUUCACGGUGUAGAAAAACCCUAUGAAUGUAAGGAUUGUGGGAAAGCCUUCAUCUGGUACACGAGCUAUCAAAGACACACGAAAAUACACAGUGGAGAGAAACCCUAUGAAUGUACGCAGUGUAGUAAAGCAUUCGUGUGUUCAAGUUAUCUUCGCAAACAUGAAAAAACUCAUGCUAGAAGGAAACGCUAUGUCUGUAAACAGUGUGGUAAAGCCUUCAGUUUUCACCGUUCCUUACAAACACAUAAAAACACUCACACUGGAGAGAAAACGUACAAAUGUAAACAUUGUGGUAAAGCCUUCAAUUAUAACUGUUCCUUACAAACACAUGGAAAAACUCAUGCUGGAGAGAAACCCUAUAAGUGUGGAAAAGCCUCCCUUUGUCGCCCAAACUGUCUAAGACGUGUGAGAGUGCACAGGGGAAAGAACCACAUAAAUGUGAAGAAUAUGAGAAAGCCUGUAGUCAUCUUAAUCCCCUUAGAAGGCACAGAAAGACUCACUGGAUAAUCUUGAAUGUAAACAGUGUGGUAAGAUGUCAUGAGCCCACAUUCUUACAUGUGUAAACUCCUACAGUGAAGAAGAAAAAAAGUAAGUAACAUGACCAAGUUUGAUGGAAAUUAAUUUAUGUAUGAUGUUCCAGAAAACUUUGAGCCUGAAAGACUCGUUAUUAAUGUUGUGAAUUUAUUAUGUUUAUCCAGUCUCUUCCUUGACGUGCACCACUGGACUGUGGAUUUCUACCUGUUAAUUUUUAGAAAGGAAUAUUGAAGUGAGACUUCUGCGAAUUGUUUUUUGACAGUGGUAAUAUGAGUACUAGGUAGUAAUUUUUCCUUAAAAGAGUUAAUAUUUUUUCUCUCCAUUUUGAGCCUAUUGGAUCCAUGUGUGAGUUAAAGUGUGUUUCUGGUACAUAGUAGGUUAAUUGGUAAAUAGUGUUUUCUUUGUUCUGUGUUAAGGGACCAUUGAAGAAUGAUAGUUUGGUAUUGGGAUUUCCUCCCUGGCCUUGUGCGGCAGUUUCUAGAUACCCCUACUCUAUUAUUUAUACAAAUAUUCCACAUUUGUUACAGACAAAGCUCUUUUGGGGUAAAGGGUAUGUGAGCGUUUUCCCAUUUUACAUUCUAAUAAACAGUUGAAAUAAAUUUUUAUGUGUGUCAAAUUUGUGAAAGAAUAUAGUUUCACAUGAAAUACUAUUUUCUUAUUUGGGCCUUUGCUUUUUGUCCAUUACUCUGGCUGGUAUUUGGUGAAGAGAGUUUGACUUAAAAAGAGAAGAUGAUAGGACCAAAAAAAGGUAAAAAUGUGAUAUCCUCCCUGUGGAUAAUGUCAGGGACUAGAUUUUACAAAACCCAUUCCCAUUUAUGGUUCCAUGUUAGAAUUCACCAGGAGCCUCACUUGCAUGGGAUUUGGAAGGCAGAAACAAACAAGGCAUUCUUAGUCAGAGUUUGGAGCCACCAUCCAGGGAGAGAGACCAAGCCACAGGAGCUUCAAGGAUUCCAUCUUCCAGCCUGUUUUCUGGAUUUUGUGGACCUUUUCAUCAAGAGUAUCCUCAAAACCACCCCCAGCUGUUUGAUUUCUGUUUUCAUAGAGCCGUAGGUUUGCGCUGAUGUCUUCCUAAGAUCCACGUCAAAGAUCCACUGGAGUUUGGAUUUCUUGCUGGGUUCUUUGGUGUCCAUCAGGAAACUAAUUGAGACUUUCAUGCUUGGGAGUACUGUCUGAUUCCCCACUUCUCUAAUGAUAUCCAUCUGAGGUCUAAUUGGUAUGGGAAGCACUUUAUGCUUUUCAGAGUGCUAGGGGGAAUGUUUGCGUCUACAAAGGUGCAGUCAAAAAGGACAUGGGGGUGUGUUUCUCUACUGCCUCGUGCACUGGCUGCCUUAAGUGGUCCUUCCCUGUGAGAAUAGGCACCUUCCUCCUGUCAUGUCAGCAGGAUGGACUGUGGGUGUCUCCUGUUCCCUGCAGCUGAAUGUAUGUCUCAGUGUUUUCCAACAUGUAUGUGUGUUUUUUUGGUCAAAGGAAAGUUUCUGUAUUCCUUUCAUUGAAAUCUAUUCUUAACUCCUUUCUAAGCUAUCAUAUGGUAAGAAAUAUUGUUUUUUAAAAUAUCCUGAGAGGAUAUAUUAAUAAUAUGUCCCAUUAUAAUUGUGAAAUUUUUUUUGUCUUUUUUUAAUUUUUUUGGGGCCGCACCCACAGCAUAUGGAGGUUCCCAGGCUAGUGAUCUAAUCCGAGCUGUUGCUGCCAGCCUAUGCCACAGCAGUGCCAGGUCCAAGCUGUGUCUACAACUUACACCACAGCUCACAGCAACGCUGGAUCCUUAACCCACUGAGCAAGGCCAGGGAUUGAACCCUCAACCUCAUGGUUCCUAGUCAGAUUCAUUUCGGCUGCGCCACAACGGGAACUCCCUAAUUGUGGAUUUUUCAAAGAAACUUGGUGAUUUUUUCAUUUAGUGACUCUAAGUUAUGAGUCAGUGUUAUCUUUUCCAUAAAAUGUUCUGGUAAUUUGUCCUCAAGCAUGUUUUUUUCUUCUUCAAUAUUUAUAGUUUUUGAUGUGAAACUAAUUUUUCAUUCAUAAUUUAUAGCCAAAACUUAAAUUACGUAUUUUCAGUGCCCUCUUCCUAGUGACCCACACGAUUGCACCUGUGGUCAAAGAGAAGGGUGUAAUGAAUUCUGAUAAUAAGAAUGACCACAGCAUACAGUGACCACGUGCUGUAUCAUAAAGGGUAGUCUGGACUUCUGUGGGUUUUGGCUUGUGUCAUAUGAUUUGAUUGCUAUUGAAAGCAUCAGGAAUUUUUUUGUGUAUUGAAUGCUGUGAGGGCUAACCUUUAUCAUUGGUAAUCAUGAAGCUGGUUUUCUAGAAGGCAAAACAGUUGAAUGCAGUGAAAUCGAAUUCAUGAGGAGCCCCCCCCCCCCCGCCAGUCCAUCAUAAUAGUAAGAAGAGGGAAAUAUUGGUCAUUGUUAGGAUUUGAAACAGGUUUAUAAAAUCCCUUUAUAUGUGUCUUGACCCAUGAUGGUCACUGAUUGCCUUUGAUGCAGGAGGUCUGAGACAUUUUGUCUUCAGCAGGAUAAGAUUAGGCCUUGCAGUGAAUACAGGCCAGCUCCUGGUCCUUUGGAACAGCUUUUGCCUUUCCUGCUUAUGACUAAAAACUGAUGUAUUUUUUAACAUUGUUUUGGAUUUUUUUCUUUUUGCCAUAAAGUCUGUCAGUUAAAGUAUAUAAAUUGACUUCUUAGUAUGUGCUGUGUAAUAGUUUCAGUAAUAACUCCCUUAUGAUUCAACUGGGGCAUUUAAGUAAAUUGUGAGAAAACACAGGUAGCAAGGGAAGAAGACAGGACCUCUGUCCUCAUCAAGCCUUCUUGCUCAGAGACUGUACUCUGGAGGUGACUGGUUCAGCAUCUCUCAUUGCCAUGCAGUUGAGUCCGUCUCUCAGUCCCCUGAGACCUCUAUCAGGUGAGUCAUAAGCCUUUCCUGUCCUCCCGGGGUGUGUGUGUGCGCUACGCUACCCGGGCAGCAGUCUCAACCCCACUUCUGCUGGUGACCAUGACAGCUGGCACCGUGAGCAGCAUGUCCAGACAUGACCAGCACCCGUGGGUCUGUCUUGCUUGGACUUGCUCACCUGCUCUGCUGUCUAUUGGUGGCCAGCACUCGGGGCUGCUGGGGGCUGGGGAGCUCGUGCUGUGACCUGUGCUGUUCUGUGUUGCACUGUUUACACUCCCAAGCCUCAGUUCUGAGUUCAGCCCAUCAGAAUUGUCAUUUUCAGAAUUUUGAAAAACAUAGUAGGCUAAACACUCUCUGACAUAAACCACAGCAAUAGUUCUCAGAUCCACCUCCACCUCCACCUCCUAGAGUAAUGACAGGAAGAGCAAAAAUAAACAAAUGGGACCUAAUUAAACUCCAAAGUUCUUGCACAGCAAAGGGAACCCUGAACAAAAUGAAAAGGCAACCCACAGGAUGGGAGAAGAUCUUGGCAAAUGAAACGACUGACAAGGGAUUAAUCUCCAAAAUACAGAAACACCUCCUGCAACUCACUACCAAAAAAAC